Molecule: messenger RNA, 1216 nt
Organism: Parasteatoda tepidariorum (common house spider)
Lineage: Eukaryota; Metazoa; Arthropoda; Arachnida; Araneae; Theridiidae
Gene: cyp33
Product: peptidylprolyl isomerase cyclophilin-33
Biological process (GO): protein peptidyl-prolyl isomerization; protein folding
Cellular component (GO): cytoplasm; mitochondrion
Molecular function (GO): peptidyl-prolyl cis-trans isomerase activity; cyclosporin A binding; RNA binding
Source: RefSeq, a predicted model, not a curated record
UUUUAUUAUUAAACUAUCAUCUCACAACUAUUUCAUGCCGUAAUUUUUAAACAUUCCUCUAUGUUUUAAACUUAAAUUUAAAACUCAGGAAAAGUCAAUAACCACGAUUAAAUCUUAAAGGAUUUAUAAUUUAUCUGCUAAUCUCUACCUUGGUUAAUCUUUAUAAGCAUUAAACAAAUAGUUUAUGAAAUCAUUCGAAUUGUUAUUAAAGUUAUAAAAGAUUUCCAAACAAAAAUUGUCUUCUGUUUAACUUGAGUAUGUCUGCCAAUUCGAAACGUACGAUUUAUGUGGGUGGUUUAGCAGAAGAAGUAAAUAAAGAUAUUAUUCAUGCAGCUUUUAUUCCAUUUGGGGAAAUAAUUGAUGUUCAAAUUCCUUUGGAUUAUGAAACUCAAAAGCAUAGAGGGUUUGCUUUUGUGGAAUUUGAAGCAGCUGAUGAAGCUGCUGCUGCCAUUGACAAUAUGAAUGAUUCUGAGUUAUUUGGCCGUACUAUUAGAGUGAAUAUUGCCAAACCAAUGAGAAUAAAGGAAGGAUCUACAAGAGCAGUGUGGUCUGAUGAUGCUUGGUUGAAAGAACAUGCAGGAGAAACACUUACACUAGAUGAGCCUGAUGGAGAAAAUAAAAGAAAACUUGAUGAAAAUGAAGAAGAGGAACCAGAGAAAAAGAAGCGUAAAUCGAAUCCAACAGUCUACUUUGACAUAGCAAUAGACAGUGAAGACAUUGGCCGGGUACAAAUCAUGUUGCGUAAAGACAUUGUCCCUCUUACAGCUGAAAACUUCCGCUGUUUGUGUACUCAUGAAAAAGGAUUUGGUUUUAAAGGAAGCUCCUUUCAUCGUAUUAUACCUGGAUUUAUGUGCCAAGGCGGAGAUUUCACAAACCAUAAUGGAACAGGUGGGCGUUCUAUUUAUGGUAAAAAGUUUGAAGAUGAAAAUUUCACUCUGAAGCACACGGGACCAGGGCUUCUAUCAAUGGCAAAUUCAGGACCAAACUCCAAUGGUUCUCAAUUUUUUCUCACAACUGCAAAAACUGAAUGGUUGGAUGGCUUCCAUGUUGUGUUCGGUCAGGUGAUCAGUGGAAUGGAAAUCGUGAAAAGAAUGGAGAAAUGUGGCAGCAAAAGUGGAAAGCCCUCCCAAAAAGUUGUAAUAAGCAAUUGUGGAGAAUUGACGUGAAAUUUUUAAUGGAAGAAAAUCUGUAUAAUAAAGUGUAAUUUUUUAUUUUA